Molecule: messenger RNA, 558 nt
Organism: Dovyalis caffra
Lineage: Eukaryota; Viridiplantae; Streptophyta; Magnoliopsida; Malpighiales; Salicaceae
Source: the annotation of a GenBank genome assembly
AUGAUCGACCAUACUAUUGCUAUCCAUAAUGGGAAGGAGCAUUUACCUAUUUAUAUAACAGAUCGUAUGGUGGGCUAUAAAUUGGGAGAAUUUGCACCUACUCUCAAUUUCCGGAGACAUGCAAAAAAUGAUAAUAAAUCUCGUCCGCGAAGAAUAAUUGAUCAGAUUCGUGGACGUUCCUAUGAGGAAACACUUAUGAUACUCGAACUCAUGCCUUAUCGAGCAUGUUAUCCCAUUUUUAAAUUGGUUUAUUCCGCAGCAGCAAAUGCUAGUCACAAUAUGGGUUUCAAUGAAGCCAAUUUAGUCAUUAGUAAAGCCGAAGUCAAUGAAGGCGCUACUGUGAAAAAAUUAAAACCUCGGGCUCGAGGACGAAGUUAUCCGAUAAAAAGACCGACUUGCCAUAUAAGUAUUGUAUUGGAGGAUAUAUCAUAUGAAGAAUAUGAAGAAUAUAACAUAUACUUAAAAAAAUCGAGACAAAUAAGGAUGAAUAAAAAUAAGUACACAGAUAUGACAUUUGAUGAUAUAUAUACUAGUGGGGGAUUAUGGGACAAAAAAUAA